AUGCCGAAGAACAAGGGAAAGGGAGGAAAGAAUCGCAAGAGGGGUAAGAACGAAGCCGAUGAUGAGAAGCGAGAGUUGGUGUUUAAGGAAGAUGGUCAAGAGUACUCCCAGGUACUCCGUAUGCUCGGAAACGGCCGUUGCGAGGCCAUGUGCAUCGACGGCACCAAGCGUCUCUGUCACAUCCGUGGUAAGAUGCACAAAAAGGUCUGGAUCGCCGCCGGUGACAUCAUCUUAGUCGGUCUACGUGAUUACCAGGAUGACAAAGCUGACGUAUCGCUGGUGGACUUGAUGAGGAGGAUGAUAACGCCGGUGAUGAUUACAUUGAGUUUGAAGAUGAAGACAUCGACAAAAUCUAGGCGUCUGGAACAACGAAAUCUUUGGUUUGGAUUGGGCUAUCACAACAGACAUUGUGCGAGUUUGAAGAAAAAGGUUUAGGGAUUAAUUUAGAAGAAUGGUGGAUCAACGAACAUUUUGGUUGAUCGGAGGUACUAACGCUCAUUUGGUUGCUGUUCUUCCUGAAUGUGGUUGUCGGAAUCGAAAUCUCGUUCACAUUGACGUCAAAAUCCUAUGGAGAUGAUGAAGAUGAUGGGUUUGUAGAUUCGUUCACAUUGACGUCAAAAUCGAUAACUAUAAUGAUGGUGAACUUGAUUGCUAUAACUGUAGGGUUCAACCGGAUGAUCUACUGUUGUACAAUGAAUUCGUUUUCUUGGAGGUGUGUUCUUCAAUUUUUGGUUUUUGGCAUAUCUGUACCUAUUUGCAAAAGGGUUGAUAGGAAGAAGAGGGAGAACACCAACAAUUAUGUGUGUGAG
Messenger RNA from Lactuca virosa, 809 nucleotides. The record is from the annotation of a GenBank genome assembly. NCBI's taxonomy places the organism in Eukaryota, Viridiplantae, Streptophyta, Magnoliopsida, Asterales, Asteraceae.